This is a messenger RNA of Nerophis ophidion (straightnose pipefish), 891 nucleotides long. RefSeq lists its product as uncharacterized. Bases 113 to 883 code for a protein of 256 amino acids. The record is from RefSeq and is a predicted model, not a curated record. The transcript has a single exon. Lineage: Eukaryota; Metazoa; Chordata; Actinopteri; Syngnathiformes; Syngnathidae.
GGCAGUGACGCGGACACCAUUUUUCCGGUUUAGGAUCGCUUCUUAAGAUAAAAGGGCGUCGACCGUCGUGUUAUUUUUUGGGGGGAAAAACUCGGUGCAAAGAGGGCAAAAGAUGAAGUUUACUGUACUUUUUGCGUUUUGGGGCUCGUUGUUGUGUCUUUGCUGGUCGGUUGACCAGGUUCAAUUUUUCGAAAAGGGCGGGGAACUGCAUCUACGACCUAACAAGUCGGGACCCCUUACCAACGUGGUGUGGCUUCUCAACAACGACCUGGUCGCCGAGUGGGACGCCGGUCAUGACGUCGUCUACUACGGCAAUUUCACAACUCGAACCACCCUGAAUACGGUGACCGGGGAACUGAAGAUUUCCGGUGUGCGCGCGCAGGACAGGGGCACGUUCACGCUGGAGUUAAACAAGGUCUCUCAGCAGAACGCCUUCAUUGUCAAGAUCAUCAGUCCAGUACCUAAACCUCAGAUCCAUGUGUCCCCGGUGGCGUGUUCCAAAGACUCGGUCCGAUGCAAGCUGCACUGCGGCGGAGACACCGGCGAGGCCGAACCGGUGACCUUCCAGUGGACGCACAACUCAGAUGUCAAGACAGAAGACAUCACCAUUGACGUCAUCAAUCAAGAAGUGGAGGGCUUCUCCUGCUUCAUGACAAACCCCAUCAGCCAGAAGAAAAGCGAGCCCUUCGCCAACCCCUUUUAUCAGGAAAAGGACAACAUCUCACCGGGAGGGAUCGCCGGCCUGGUUAUCAUGUUCCUGGUGGUCGUGGUGGCGGCAGUGGUCGGCGCCCUAUUCUAUUGCCACAAGCGCAAACGCCAUGAAGAAGGAACACGUCCAACCAGCACGAACCGGUCCGAGCGGGUGCCGCUGGACGAGCCUUGACGAUCCCG